Messenger RNA from Spodoptera litura, 271 nucleotides. RefSeq names its product cuticle protein 19-like. NCBI's taxonomy places the organism in Eukaryota, Metazoa, Arthropoda, Insecta, Lepidoptera, Noctuidae. The record is from RefSeq and is a predicted model, not a curated record. Gene Ontology annotation, cellular component: extracellular matrix.
CUUGUGUUCCAGUCCCACCCUAAGUACGAGUUCACGUACAAAGUAGAAGACCCUCACACCGGUGACAAGAAAUCCCAACAUGAGUCUCGUGAUGGAGAUGUCGUGAAGGGAGUGUACAGUCUGCACGAGCCCGACGGUACUGUCAGGAUCGUGGAGUACCACGCUGACAAGAAGACUGGAUUCAACGCCAACGUCAAGCGUGAGGGUCACGCCAAACACAUUGUUCCUGAACACCACUACCACCACCAUUGACUCUAAAAAUACCAAACUC